GUUUUCAGAGCCCCUCACAGAGAUACAUAAGGGGUCUAGAAACCCCGGGAUUUGCUCGACAUCUUCCAAGAUAUCGCAUCAUCAUCAUCAGUCCACAUCAUCAAUACAGUUCUUGAAUCCACCAGUCUCUUCCAUUCCUAUUCAUCUCAACCAAAACCGUUACCACACUCGCAAAGAUGAAGUUCUCCUCUGCUGUCCUCGCCAUGACUCUUGGCCUGGCCGUCGCGGCGCCCACCUCGGAGGGCAAUGGCAAGCUAGUCGCACGACAGGAUCCAACUGAUGUCGCUGCGGACCCUUACAUCGCGGACGAGGCCGCUUUCGCUGACAGCGCUGUUGAGGAGGCCACUGAGGCGGAGGCUGCCCAGGACUUCGCGCUUGAGGAGGCUACUGAGGCGGAGGUUGCCGAUGACAUUGCCAUUCAGGAGGCCCUCGCUGGGGAAGCCGCCGUCGCAGAGAUCGCCGCUGAGGAGGCUUUCAUUCAAGAUGCCGCGAUCGCAGAGGCUAUCGCUAUCGAGGAAGCCGAAGCCUUCGAAGCGGCUGUCAUCGCGGAGGCCAUACUUGAAGAUGCUGCCUUGGAGGCGGCCAUCGCCGAGGAUGCCGCCGUGAAGGAGGCCCUCCUUGAGGAGGCUGCCGCUGCUGCCCACUGCCGCCCUGGCUGCUUCCCCGUCCCCACCCAGCAGUGUGGCUCUACCUGUGCCAACUCCCAGGGCGAGUGCUGCGCCGCGCUCUACUAGAUGACAUUCUGUCGCGGACGUGAAGUGCCAUGCGAGUGGCACUUUCCUAAGGGUUGUUUCCUGUACUAGUUGGACUUUUCUGUACUGGUUGGAAAUUCCGAGAAGUUCGGGGCUAUGGAGUUGUGUACCUCGUGGGCUUUUCGC
This is a messenger RNA of Aspergillus candidus, 878 nucleotides long. RefSeq lists its product as uncharacterized. The transcript has 2 exons. The coding region runs from base 177 to 734 and encodes 185 amino acids. Lineage: Eukaryota; Fungi; Ascomycota; Eurotiomycetes; Eurotiales; Aspergillaceae. The record is from RefSeq and is a predicted model, not a curated record.